AUGAGCAAAAACAGUAGAUUUACUGGUGUCAUUGACGUACAUCAUAUGGUUUUUUUUGAAGCCAGCAUUGGAAUCAUUGCCAACACAGUUCUCUUUCUCUUUCAUGUCCUUCCAUUCCUUCUGCAGCACAGGCACAGGCCUACUGAUCUGACCAUUGGUCACUUGGCCCUUAUCCACAUAGUCUUGCUCAUAACAGAGGGUUUCCUAGCUAUAGACAUUUUGGGAUAUUGGCACUUGGGAGAUGACAUCACAUGUACGUCUGUUGUCUAUUUGAAUAGGUUGAUGCAGAACAUCUCCAUCUGUACCACCUGCCUGCUGAGUGUCCUCCAGGCCAUCACCCUCAGCCCCAGAACCUCCUGUUUGGCAAAGUUCAAACAGAAAUCCUUGCAUCAGGUCCUGUGUUGCUUUCUGUUUUUGUGGGUCUUGAAUAUGCUCAUCAGUAGUCGUUUCUUAAUUUCCACUGUUGCCUCUUCCAAUGUGACCUCACAUGGUCUUAUGUUUCUUACUAAAUCCUGCUCCCUUUGGUCUAUUAGUUCUUUUCUCAAGUAUAUGUUUUUCUCACUGAUGGUUUUCCACUACAUGUCUUGGAUAGGGCUCAUGGUGCUCUCAAGUGGGUAUAUGGUGAUUCUCUUACGCAGACAUAAAAGACAAUCCCAGCAUCUUCACAGCACCAGUCUGUCUUCAAAAGCAUCCCCAGAAGAAAGGGCCACCCGCACGAUUUUGUUACUCAUGAGUUUCUUUAUUAUUAUGUACUGCUUGGACUAUGUUAUAUACUCCAUGUCCUCAAUCACAUGGAAAUAUAACCCAUUUCAUCAUUGUGUCCUGAUGCUGGUUAGCAAUGCCUAUGCCACAGUCAGUCCUUUGGUGCUCAUCAGUAGUAAAAGACGAAUGAUCAAGUGA
Molecule: messenger RNA, 900 nt
Organism: Cavia porcellus (domestic guinea pig)
Lineage: Eukaryota; Metazoa; Chordata; Mammalia; Rodentia; Caviidae
Gene: Cavporv1r614
Product: vomeronasal 1 receptor cavPorV1R614
Exons: 1
Coding region: 1-900 (299 amino acids)
Biological process (GO): G protein-coupled receptor signaling pathway
Cellular component (GO): membrane
Molecular function (GO): pheromone receptor activity
Source: RefSeq, marked provisional